AUGUGACCGUGAGUUGUUCCUGCUACACGGUAGUGAUUAAUAAUCAGACAUACUGCUGUAUCAUGUCGGUCCGUGCGCACUAAUAUAUAUCCCGAUGUAAAAUAUGGGUCGUGUACGUAUUUGUAAAUCGGCACUUUUUCGCCAUAUGUGUACCACUGUUAUUUGUGCGUUGAUAUUGCUUAAGUGUGUCCGUUCAGCUGCAGCAGCAGCACCGGAUGACAGCCCAUGGUUCCAGGAUCUGUGCAGUUACAAAUGGGAGGCCAUUGACCAGGACAGCAAUGUGAGUUACACACUGAAGCUUUGUGAAUCUUCACCAGAUACAGACUGUGGAAAAGACACAGCUGUUUGUGCUCGAAACCAACAGAGUGGCCAGAAAGAGUCCGUAGGUGAGCUCUCCUUACAGAAGGUCUCGCCCGCCGUCCUCGAUUUCAACAGCAUGAAGAAAUGCGACGUCAAGAGCAGUCCCGUUCAGAGCAGCAUCACUUUUCAAUGCGGCAAAACCAUGGGCACGCCAGAGUUUGUGACCGUUUCAGAGUGUGUGCAUUACUUUGAAUGGAGGACGUAUGUCGCCUGCAGAAAAGACAAAUUCAAACCACAUAAAGAGGUCCCCUGUUACGUCUUUGAUUCUGAUGGGAAGAAACACGACCUCAAUCCUCUCAUUAAACUCAAGGACGGUUAUCUGGUCGACGACCCCGACGAUGACGUAGAUUUCUACAUUAAUAUAUGCAGAAGUCUAAACCGAGAUGGAAGCCGAUGUCCUGAAGGCUCCGCCGCCUGUCACACCUCCAGCAAAGGAUCUUUUGACAUGGGUCAGCCGGUCCAACAGCUGGAGCUGCUCUCCAAUGACAAACUGAGAUUGCGGUACGAGGGUGUCAAAGACAUCCCAGACUUCUGUGAGGGCCACAGUCCGGCAGUGACUAUAACACUCAUUUGUCCCUCUACAAGGCAAGCGGGAAAUAACCCUAAGAUGAUAAGCAACUCAAACUGUCGGUAUGAGAUCGAGUGGGUGACCGAGUACGCCUGCCACAGAGAUUACCUGGAGAGUCACGACUGCAAACUGACCAGCGCUCAGCACGACAUCGCCAUCGACCUCACUCACCUGACACAAACCUCUACAGAUCAACCCUAUGUGGCCAAGGCCAAGAGUGGCAAGGACUCGUACUUCUUCUAUCUGAACGUGUGUGGAGAGACCAUAGCUGGUGACUGUAAUACUGAGGGUUACGUGUCGUCCUGUCAGGUCAAAGAAUCUGGCGACGUGAAGAAGAUCGCUGGGAGAUACCAGAACCAAACGCUGAGGUAUUCAGAUGGAGACCUCACGCUAAUCUAUCCGGACGGCAGCAUAUGCAGCACUGGAUUUCAGCGAAUGACCAUCAUAAACUUUGAGUGCAAUCCAGAAGCUGGGAACGGCCAGCCGGAAUUCACGGGAGAGUCAGACUGCACGUAUUAUUUUGACUGGCAGACAGCGUACGCGUGUGUUAAGGAGAAGGAAGACCUACUUUGUCGAGUCACAGACCAUAAGAAGCGCUACGACCUCUCGUCUCUAACACGCUUCCCAGAAUCGAGUGGAUCUCAUAACUGGGAGGCUGUUGAAGCAGAAAAGUCUGAUAAAAAGAGAUUUUACAUCAACGUUUGCCAUAAAAUUAUAUUGGACGAGGCGACAAACUCAUGCCCUGAGGAUGCAGCAAUAUGUGCAGUAGGAAAUGGAAAACAUGUGAGUUUGGGAAAAUUUCUCGCUUCUCCCCAAAAAGCACCUGAAGGUGACGAUGUUCGCCUCAUAUACACAGACGGAGACGUGUGCAGACAGAACAUGAAAAUUAAAACCAUCAUCACUCUGAAGUGUAAGCCGGGAUAUCUGGAGAGCGCUCCCAUCUUGAGAGACGUGUCCAGUGACAGAUGCACCUAUGAGUUUGAGUGGUUCACCGCCUCGGCCUGUGUCCUCUCUCAAACACAAGGAGAUGACUGCAGAGUGGAAGACCCCCAAGCAGGACUUUUGUUUGAUUUGUCGCCCCUGCGGAAACCGAGCGAAAGCUAUUACAACAUGUCCAGCGGAAAGUAUGAUUACUUGAUCAACGUCUGUGGCGCCGUGAAGGCUGCCAAGUGUCCUGAAACCGCCGGAGCUUGUCAGGUGGACCAGAGUGGGCUGAGCUCCUGGAAUCUCGGUCAGUUUAACUCCAAACUUUCGUACUAUGACGGACGGAUCCAGCUGACCUACACAAAUGGCUCUCAGUACAACAACCCGCAGCAAACGCAGCGUUCCACACUCAUCUCUUUCCUCUGUGACAGAGGGGCCGGCCCGGGCAAACCCGAGUUUCAGGAUGAAGACAAUAUGACAUACAGCUUCAAGUGGUACACAUCCUACGCCUGUCCGGAAAGACCGCACGAGUGUGUUGUGACGGAUCCAAACACACUACAGCAGUAUGACCUGUCCAGUUUGUCUGUAUCUAAUGGCGGCAGGAACUGGCAGGUCUUGGACACCUCUGAACCCAGCGUGCUGAAGAAAUACUACAUCAACGUCUGCCGGCCGCUCAAAGCCGUACCCGGCUGCGACAGGGCAGCUUCCGUCUGCAGGAUGAAAUUCGAGACUGAAAAGGAAGGCCUGUCUGAGAAGGUGGAGGUCAGUAAUUUUGGUGUUGCCAAUCAAGGGCUGGUGAUUGUGGAAGAGAACCAGCUGAUGUUGACUUACACGAACGGCUCUGCAUGUGUGGCGGGUGACGGCGUGAUGAGCACUUAUACCACACGCAUACACUUUCUCUGCUCGAAAGGGACAACGCGAUCCGGCCUGCGAUUUGAAGGGAAACAGAAAUGCCUUGUUGAUUUUGUUUGGGAGACCGAAGCAGCCUGUGCCAUCUCAACGGUUGUGGAAACCAACAAGACCUGCUCAGUGAAAGAUCCCAACACUGGUUUUGAAUUCAACCUUCAGUCCCUGGCCUUCAAAGAAGGAUACACCGUCACAGCAGAUGGAAAAGACUUUGUAGUGAACAUCUGUAACGCUGUGGAUAAGUGUGGAAGUGCUGAUGGGAAACCUGUGGCCGGAUGUGAGAUGGAGGAAGGGAAACCUGUGAGUCAGGUCGGGGUUGAACAAUCUCUUCAGUUCUCCACCGAUGGCUCUCUCACUCUCACGUACAAAGGGGUUUUGGACAAACAAACAGGCACUGAAAACACCUUCAUCAUUAAUUUUGUGUGUGACCAAAAUGCUGCUACAGCAUCUCUGCGGUUUAUUCACGAAGAGCUGAGCACAAGCACAGGCACAAGCACAAGCACAAGCACACAUGUGACGCACAACGUCUUCUUUGAGAUGUCCACCGCUCUGGCAUGUGAGCCCGCCCCUGUGGAUUGCCAAGUCAUAGAUUCACAAGGUAGAGAGUAUGACCUAGGUGACCUCAGUCUGGAUGGCAAGUUUUAUGUUCCUCUGGACACCUCAGAUCAAGCAAAGUCUCAAAAGUUUUAUAUCAACGUGUGCAGACCGCUGCCUCGCAUUCUGGGCUGCGCUGCUGCUGCGAUAGGAGCGUGUGGUCAGAUCAACGGCACAGGGAGGAAUCUGGGAUACGUGCAGUCGAGCCUGCAGGUGACUGAGGACGGCUCCAUCAGCAUCGUGUAUCAGAACGGCGACAAGUGCAGCUCGGGCCGCUACUCCACCCGAAUCAUCUUCCAGUGUGACGACAGUCCCGGUGCGCCCAUGUUCGAUCGCAUAGACGGCUGUGAAUAUGUGUUCAUCUGGAGAACAUCAGAGGCCUGUCCGAUCAAAAGAGUGCAAGGUGAUAACUGUAAAGUCAAUGAUCCGAAGAGUGGUUAUGAGUACAAUCUGACACCACUGGCUGGACAGGACUAUGAAGUGAAGGGUUUGCAUUAUGAGUAUCAUUUAGCAGUAUGCGGACCAAUUAAAAGCACCGUCUGCCCGCAUGGCGCCGAUAAACCCGUGUCCUCCUGUCAGGUAGAAGAUCAGAAACACAGAAUUACAGGGCUGGCCAAUCAAAACCUCACCUUUGAUGACGGGAUCAUCAUGAUCAACUACACGCACGGAGAAACCUGUCACAAGAUCUACGAGCGAUCCACGGCCAUUCUCUUCUCUUGCGACCACAGCAAGAAUCCUGGGAAGCCAGAGUUUAUUCGGGAGACGGCAGACUGCACGUAUCUGUUCGACUGGCACAGUGCUUUGGCCUGCCCUUCGUUCAAAACCACAACCUGUUCAUAUAAUGAUGGAAACGGACACUCUUAUGAUUUAUCCUCAUUGGCCCUGCACAAAUCUAAUUGGAUGGUCGUGCCUGAAGAGACCAAUCAUGCGCAGCGAUAUUAUAUCAACGUGUGCAAGUCUCUGGUGCCACAGACUGGUUUGUGGAACUGCCCGUCCAGUGCAGCCGCCUGUCUGAAGGACGGAGACAAGUAUGUGAGUCUGGGUGAGGCAGAAACGGGUCCACAGUUGGACAAAAACACUCUGGUCCUGAAGUACACAAACGGACAAGCCUGCGCAGACGGCAAGAGAAACAGAAGCACCAUCAUUCGCUUCAGCUGCGAUCCAGACAAAGUGGAUUCUGAACCCUCUCUGAACCCACCGCUGGAUGAUUGUGUGUCUAAUUUCGAGUGGUACACAUCUGCAGCAUGUCCUCUUUACAGCACUGAACACGGCGACUGUAAAGUGACCAAUCCAGCCACGGGUCAUCUGUUUGAUCUGAACGGCCUCAAUCGAGAUGGAGGAUAUAUAGUCUACGAUCCUUUGGCCCACAGGAAGAUGUUCAGAUUAAACGUCUGUGGAGAGAUACUGAACGUCGGAUGUGGUUCAGGAACAGGUGUGUGCAUCAAGGAAACACAGACAGCAACGAGUGCUGGAAAAGCCUCCGGGAAGCUGGUGUAUAGGGAUCAGGUGGUGGAGCUCACCUAUGAGAGCGGAGACGUGUGUGCCGCCAGCCCCUCCCUCAAACACAAGAGCAUCUUCAGCUUCGUCUGCAAGCCGGAGGGAGGAGGGACCGAUGGUCCCGUGUUGGUGUACUCUGAUGACAACACAUGCACUCAUUUCUUCUCCUGGCACACCCCGCUGGUCUGCGAACAACAGGUGAAAUGCUCGGUUUGGAACGGCACCAACCAGAUUGACCUGAGUCCUCUGAUACAUCUCACUGGUUACUAUACUGCGAUAGAUGAUGAUGUGGACAAAGAAAAGUCUCCUGACUUCUUCAUCAACAUCUGCCAGUCCCUUAACCCCAUCCCAGGGGUCAACUGUCCACCAGGGGCCGCCGUGUGUAUGGACCCUGCUGAUGGAGACCCAGUUGACAUCGGGCGAAUCACAUCCCCUCCUCAGUACAACAAGGAAACCGAAGAGGUCACCAUCACAUUCAACAGCACAACCGUCUGCCCCUCAGACCCCACCUCCAACUAUUCCUCUAAAAUCAUUUUCACCUGUCAGAAAGGUGCAGAGCUGGGCUCUCCUCAGAUGAUUCGGGCUCAGGAGUGCAUGUAUGUUUUCGAGUGGGCCACUCCUGUGGUGUGUCCCGAAGCCGUCACUCGACAGGGCUGUAGCCUCACCGUCUCCCAGUUGCAGUACACCUUUGACCUCUCGAAGCUGUCAGGGGUCGUUCAGGUUCCUGAAAGUUCUUAUAAGAUCAACGUAUGUGGCACUUUGACGGACAAAGCAUGCAAGGACAGCGCGGUGUGUCUGAUCUCCAGCGGCUCAGCGGCUUCGUAUGGAAACAGCAAAUUAAAGCACAUGAGCUACAGGAGAGAAGAGCAGGCGGUGAUGAUGCAGUACAGCGCUGGAGACCCCUGUCCUCAAGUGACGGAUAAGGAUGAAGUGUGCAUCUUCCCCUUUAAAUUCUUGAACAAGUCUUAUACUGAGUGCACUACUGAGGGCAGAACAAAUGGCAGGAAGUGGUGUUCCACAACAAGUGAUUUCAACAGAGAUAAGAAAUGGGGCUUCUGCUCUGAUGCACAGAGAGGAAAGAGGCAGUCGUCUAUUCUGUUCUCGUGUGACCGAACGGCCGGCCGUGGGACACCGCAGCUGACGAGCGAAACCCAGGGUUGCUCGGCCUCAUUCCAAUGGAGGACGAAUGUGGUGUGCCCACCGAAGAAGAUGGCUUGCAAGUUUGCCGCACAACACCAGACGUACUACCUGCAGACCCUCUCCUCUCUCACCGAGCCGUGGAAAUUCCGCCAUAAUGAUGAAUCGUGGUAUUUUAAUCUGUGCCAGUCGAUUAACGGUGGGCUUGCCAGCUGCCCGGAGGAUGCCAGCGUGUGUCGCAAGCUUCACAACGGGAAAACAGAGACUCUGGGUCGCGUGUACACACAGACGAUGGAGACCAUUAACGACGGAAGGAUUCUUGUGAAUUAUUCCAUGGGAGACGAUGUGUGUGGAAGUCAUCGGCCAGCCAAAACUAUCAUACAGCUGAAGUGCGGGAGCACAUUGGGCCGUCCCAAAUUUCUGCGGGAGGAUAAAGCAGCGUGUGAGUUUUGGUUGGAGUGGGAGACUAGUGCCGCUUGUGCUGUGAAGCAAAUGGAGGUGGAGAUGGUCAACGGAACCAUCAAAGUAGCCGAGACAGGAGCCACGUUCAGCCUGGGUGCACUGUAUUAUCGUUUACACAACGCCACAGGAGACAUUCGGCCCAACGGAGACCGUUAUAUCUACCAAAUCCAACUGUCAGGGAUCACAGACGGCUCCAUUUCAAAGUGCCUCGGUGCCAAUAUCUGUCAGGUGAAGAUUAAUGACAGCUACCGCAGAAAAAUCGGUUCCACCAACAAAGCCAAGUAUUAUCUUAAAGGUGGAAAUCUUGAUGUCCUCGUACCCUCUGAAUCUACAUGUGGCCGUGACAAAACCAAGACGGUGUCCUCGACCAUCCUGUUCGACUGCAGCCCUACAGCAGGAGAGGGUAUCCCAGAAUUCCUGCUCGAGACAGACGGCUGCCAAUAUCUGUUUGUUUGGCACACGUCCACUGUUUGUGACUUUUUUUCAUCCAGCUCCAAGGACCAGCACAUUAAUGAUGGAGGGGAGGAUCAUGAUGGCUUGUCUGGGAGGAGUCAGGCUUUGGGGUCGGUACUUAGUUUGCUGCUGAUUGUGGUCACAAUCUGUUUGAUUGUUCUGCUACUGCACAAUCGGGACAGAAGGCAAUAUGUUAUUCAGAAAGUGUCCAGCUGCUGCAAGAAAGGAAAUCCAGUGUCUUACAAAUAUUCCAGGGUAAACGUGGAUGAAGAUGGAUGCGAAGAUGAAAUGGAAUGGCUGAUGGAAGAAACGGAGACCCCCACACGGGAGCCGCAGCAGAACGGUCACAUCACAACCAAACCUGUGAGCGCCGAUGCUCUGCGAUCAUUCUCCCUAGAUGAGCAGGACAGCGAAGAGGAGGUGCUCACGGUCCCGGGGGUCCGAGUGGCCCAGCAUUCGUCUUCACGCCUGCAGUCGGCUUUGCUCAAAGCGGAGAGCGACGAAGACCUGGUCGGACUGCUGGAUGACACGAUGAGCAGGAACAAGAUGAAACGCAGCGGUAGAAGCCAGAGGAAGCCACAGCCAGACCCUGAUGACAGCGACGAGGAUCUACUGAAAGUCUGAGGGCGCCGGGCAGCCCGACUGAACUUUUGAAUGUCUGCCACCAUGCGUUCGGUUGCUCCAUUUCUAAAGGGAAAUUUAUUUAUCAAAAGCAGAUGGUUGAUUCGUCCACGAAUUGGAGUCAAUGCCUUUCUGACAAAACCUCGUUUUUGUCAUUUAAUUGUUAAUUUGCGUUUGUUUUUCAGUUGGUUGAGAUGAAUGAUGUACAGAGUUGUUCAAUGUGAAUUCAUUCGUCCUCCCACAAAGGUACUAUGUGGACUUUUUUAUUGUUAUUUAAAGAUUUUGGCAACUGUUGUUAUUUUUUUCACCAGCUCACUGGACAGAUACACUGUUUUAUCAGAUUUUGAUUGUGGUAGGAUGAAGACCUGUGUAAACACAAUCUGAAGCAGUAUUUCACAUAUCUUGAGCCUUGUAGCAGCAAGAGGAGAUUGAUUCGCUUUGCAAGUUCAUAUUCGCAUCAAAUCUGCAAAUCUGCAAAUCUACAAAUCGCCACGUUCCGGUUUUGCAUUCUGCAUCGACGCAUUCUUUACGCAAACCUUUGUCUAAAGGAAAUCAUCCGUGUCUUUUGCAAUGGUUUAACCCCCUUUGCUUAAAGCAUUACAAAAAGAAAUGACAUUGCAUGUUCCUUUACCAUCACCUUUUCUCGGCACAAUUGAAGAGAAAUGUUUUUCGGCACUAUGUGGUAGUUAGUUCAGAUUUGUUUAACUUUAUCAUUUAGUUGUUUUUCUUGAAUAAAUAAAUCAGUGCCUAUGAAAAAAUCGCAUCAAUUUAAAUGCAGGAGAUGCUUCUCAAGCACUUUUGCACUUGCACGAAGAGUCAUUUUAUCACCGCUUUAUGACAUUAUUAUCUGGCUGAAAUGCAUUCAUGUUCACAUUAGCCGAACGCAACUGAAUCUGUAUGUCCGAGUCUUUUAUUAACGCAGACAAAUGUCUAUUUUAUUUGCUGAAUGUUUUGUUAAGUUUAUGCUGAAUCAGUUUUAACAUGUAGAGAGAUGUGUAACUUUGCAAGAGUCAGUCGGCGGGCAUUGAAGGCUCUCGGAAAAUGAUUUGCCAAAGCAAGGAACGAGACAUUAUUCACUCGACAUGCAUUACUCAGGUUGUCUUUUGAAUGAUGAGAAGGCUUGUAUUUCCACCCAUCAGUGUAUUCCUCACAUACAUGGUUGCCAAAUAUACCCACACCAGUUCUGUGUUUGUCCACUGCUUAUGAGAAGGUUUUGUCUUUUGCACUUUGGUGGGCUUGAUUUUAUCCGUCCUAUAGAGGUGGAUAAAAUCAAGCUAAAUAUUGGUCUUGACGGGUUUAUUUAAUGAAAAUGUCUACAAAUGCUGUAUGGGUUAUCAUAUGGUAUGAGUCUCUAGAACUGAUUUGAAGGUAUUUUUCUUGUUUUACAGCAUUUGGUUUUGAUAUUUAAUAAGGCUGUGCUGAGAUAUCAUGUCAUUUGGUUUGAAUAAAACGAUCAGCUCCUCAGCAUGA
Triplophysa dalaica is the source of this 8992-nucleotide messenger RNA. It is a transcript of the gene igf2r, whose product is annotated as insulin-like growth factor 2 receptor. The transcript has 47 exons. The record is from RefSeq and is a predicted model, not a curated record. Gene Ontology annotation, cellular component: trans-Golgi network. Bases 104 to 7525 code for a protein of 2473 amino acids. Gene Ontology annotation, molecular function: signaling receptor activity; D-mannose binding. Lineage: Eukaryota; Metazoa; Chordata; Actinopteri; Cypriniformes; Nemacheilidae. Gene Ontology annotation, biological process: lysosomal transport.